Messenger RNA from Symbiodinium sp. CCMP2456, 821 nucleotides. The record is from the annotation of a GenBank genome assembly. NCBI's taxonomy places the organism in Eukaryota, Dinophyceae, Suessiales, Symbiodiniaceae.
GCUUUUUGGUGCCAUCACCAGGAGCCAGCGUGCAGCAGUUCGCGGGCAAGGUGCCACCGCGCCUCCUUCGAAGGGCAGAGGCCGAAGGAGCGGCGGCGGUGGUAGAGGAGGAGAAAAGCAACUCCGUGAAAGCCUUUUGGAAGUUCCUCCGGCCUCACACCAUCCGGGGGACCAUUCUAGGCUCGAGUGCUAUGGUCAGCCGCGCCGUGCUCGAAAAUGGGCAGGCGCCAGAUUGGUCUCUGUUGCCCACAGCAGCACUGGGCGUUUUGGCUCUGCUCUGCGGUAAUGGCUACAUUGUCGGCAUCAACCAGAUCUACGAUGUCAGCAUAGACGUCAUCAACAAGCCCUUCCUGCCUGUGGCUGCCAAGGAGCUCUCGAUCCCACAGGCCUGGGUGCUGAUCAUCCUCAUGGCCGUUUGUGGAACUGGUCUCUCCUUUCACCUCUUCGGCCCCCUCAUCGGCUCUCUCUAUGCUUUUGGCCUCUUCCUCGGCACCAUCUACAGCGUACCGCCCCUUCGUCUCAAAAAAUCGGCCGUGGCCGCAGCCCUCAUCAUUGCUACUGUGCGUGGUUUUCUCCUGAACUUCGGGGUCUACUAUGCCACGAGGGCCAUGUUGAAGGUGCCUUUCGGCUGGAGCUACCCGACCAUCUUUAUCACGUGCUUCUGUUCGGUAUACGCCCUGGUCAUAGCAGUCACGAAGGACCUGCCUGACGUCCAGGGUGAUCUGGAAAACAAGAUAGACACCUUCGCCACGAGAUUCGGCGUAGGCUCUGUGGCCACUGCCGCCUCGGCGGCACUCCUGGCCAACUAUGCUGCUGCGCUG